Molecule: messenger RNA, 246 nt
Organism: Purpureocillium lilacinum
Lineage: Eukaryota; Fungi; Ascomycota; Sordariomycetes; Hypocreales; Ophiocordycipitaceae
Source: RefSeq, a predicted model, not a curated record
AUGGAUGCAAGUGCUAUCCCGUCUACGAUCGUCCGCAAAGCCAUUGUGCGCCGCUGCCGUACAAACCUGAGCCGGCACCCGCGUGAACACAAACCAAACCCACAGAUUGCCUACACCUCGCCGCUUUCAAUGCGCAAGCGUGUCAACUUUAUAUCUUCGUUCGUAUGUGGGAGAUUUAACCCAAGGUCUAGACAACCGGUCCGCUCCACCCUGCUGCCAUUGAGACAAGUGUGGCCUCAGGACUAA